This is a messenger RNA of Panicum virgatum (switchgrass), 1203 nucleotides long. RefSeq lists its product as uncharacterized. The transcript has a single exon. Bases 275 to 1033 code for a protein of 252 amino acids. The record is from RefSeq and is a predicted model, not a curated record. Lineage: Eukaryota; Viridiplantae; Streptophyta; Magnoliopsida; Poales; Poaceae.
AUGCCUCCAACUCUCGCAGACUCACUGGUCUUUGGCUCAUUGCAGUGCCCUGAUCCAUCUGCUGCAUGCCGCCAGCUCUCAUUGACUCACUAGUCCUUGGCUCCUCGCCGUGCUGCUGCGCCUGUCAUGGAAGCAUCCAAGUUCCAUCACUGGUCGCGCCUUAUAUAAAGACACACUACACCACCAUCGAUCCAUUCCAUGCACAUCCGACUUUAAUUGUGUUCUUUCCUUUCUAGUCGUUGCAGAUCAGUGAGCGAGUAUAGCUAGUCUUCUCAUGUCUUCUUCCUGCCCGGCGACGUUGGAGAACGGCGGCCACAACGACGGAGUCGAGAUGGCCAUUGGCCAAGCAGGAGAGGGCCGCCGCAGCACCGAUAACAUCGGCCCUCCUGUCACGGGCACCUGCCGCCGAGCGACUAGUCUUCUCAAGUCUUCUUCAUGCUCGGCGACGUCGAAGAACGGUGGCCAGGACCGCGUCGAGAUGGCCAAGCAGGUGGGCCGCCGCAGCGCCGAAAACGUCGACCCUCCCGCCACGGGCAGCCGCCCCCACGGUGGCAGCGGCUUGUUCCAGCGGAGCAACGACGACAAUGGGACGCUGCUGGUGGUGGCGACGCUGAUCACCACGCUCUCGUACCAGGUUGGCAGCAACGUCCCCGGCGGGUACUGGCAGGACGACGCCCCCGGGCACCACGUCGCCGGCGAGCCCAUCAUGCGCACGCAGCGGCGCUUUCAAUACCAUGUCUUCAUCUGGUCGAGCUGGUUCGGCUUCGGCGCCUCAAUGGGGCUCACCCUCGCGCUCCUCACCGGAGUGCCGCCGCGGUCCCGCUUCGUGAGGGGGCUCUUCAUCGUCUCCUAUUCGACCCUCAUCCUCAGCUUCGUCACCCAGCAGGCCUUCUCCAUCGUCUGGGUCAGCCUCCUCGUAUGGGUCGGUGUCAUCGCCCUCAUUACUUCCGCCGUCAACAACCGCACCCAUGGCCACCUCCGAAGGUUCUUCGACUGGUUAUGUAGGGAGCCCGUCGCCCAAACAGCAUCUUAAUUUUGAUCGAAUCAUUCAUGGUCAUGCUAGGCCAUCUAUUUCAUUUCGUUUCUUCAGUCUCCUUCCGUAUAAGCAGGCGCACACCACCAGUCCACAGUGUAAAUGUGUGUGUAACUGUAUAUGCACAAUUUUUUGCUGAAUAUUUUAUUUUAACCUAUUUUUAAAUUGUA